Molecule: messenger RNA, 2118 nt
Organism: Podospora pseudopauciseta
Lineage: Eukaryota; Fungi; Ascomycota; Sordariomycetes; Sordariales; Podosporaceae
Exons: 1
Coding region: 1-2118 (705 amino acids)
Source: RefSeq, a predicted model, not a curated record
AUGCGCUAUAUACCUCAUCGGCUGUGGCCAGAGAAGCUGGCUUCGCUUAUUCGAACAUGUCUAUCAUCGGACCCUUUGCUGGUCUACCAAGCAGGGCGCUAUCGAUCUAUUUCUCAGCUGUGCACGUACUUCAAAGACCAGCUGGAUUCCCACGGAAACCCCUUAUUUCCAGACUCUGAUGAUACAUCUGGCCAGCUUUCGUCACAGUACCAAAGUCAAGACCAAGAGAUCUUGUUGGAUUAUGGACUUCACAUAGUUAGUGCAGAUGAUAUGAUCGCUCGGGUGCGAUCGUUGAUGAAAAGCCGGGAUUGGCAGAAGUUUCUCGGCAACCAAGAUAAAGACUGGCGGUCUCGCAUCAGAGCUUGGGCGUCGGGUGCCUUUAGAGACGGACACAGCAUCGAUCUCAAGACCCUUGGAUUACUCUCUCUCGUUCCUGGUGGGUUGAACAGAGCGGUUGCUUCAUGGAAGAGGCAAGGAGGCAGCAUUUAUAUGCCUGACACUGACGGCCCUGUUGUUCCCGAUGACCUCCCACUUGCGGUCCUAGAUACAGACUUGUCUUGUGACCCCGAUAAUCGUGCGCUCUAUGAAUCGCUAGGUGCUGUGACCGCAGAAUGGGAAUUUGUUCAGAAGAUUAUCCUACUCAAACAUAAUGCGUGGAAGAUAGGAGAUUCCACCGACUCGGAUAUCAAUGCUUCCAACAACCACCUUCGUUUCCUGUUUUGGGGUUAUCAAAAGGGACAUAUCUCAUCACCAGAGGAUUUCCAUCUUGUGAUGUUUGACCAGCGUGGAAACCCCAAAGUGCCAAAACGGGACGCUCUUUAUUUUUCGGCAUUGUCUGGUUGGUCUGAGGAAGGCGGGCUAUCAAGUCUUAGUGGUAAAGCUGGAUACAAAGCUAUCGCGGCAACCACCUCGUUCAUCCACGAUAUAUACACCAAAAGCCCGCCCCCUUUGAUCAACAAUCCUGCCACCACAGCCACCUGGAAGAAUUUUCUCCUUCAAGUAGUGGGUGUCAGCUACAAACUACGAAUCUUCGAUCGCCAACACAAGGAACCUGUCCUAAGUGAAGAGUUUCUAUUCAUGGCCAAGCAUAAGCCAGAAUGGGCGCUCGAUCGUCUUUAUGAAGCCUACCACACAGACACGGCCAAAUGGACGAAAAAUACCAAAGCAACACAGUUGGUCAAGGAGAUCAAGAUCACCUGCCAAGAUGGGAUAAGCCUUCCGCUCAGUACAACAGUCCUUCCACUCCCUUCGGUCUUGGCCGCCUGCGCGUGCUCGAGCCUUUUCGGUAGCAAAACUUGCAAAUCGCUGCCUCUGCUCCGGGUUCGAAAACCGCUACUCAAAUCCGACGAACACCCAUCCUCACGGUGGAAACUCUUCGCCGCUCAUUUUGGAAUAGACCACCCGGGCAACCCCAGCCUGACAUGCCUCGUAGCUAUCCUGAAAGCCUUCAUCAUCCGGGAACACUCCUACUUGGUUGUUAAAGGGGCGCUCACGGACUGGGUUGUGAAAAUUUACCUCCUAAUCUGGAAGCAGCGAACCUCCAACCUGGAGUCCAUCCGAUCGUGGUUCGACAAAAACCCAGGCGUGCUUUACACCCCACAGCUGGAGGCCGAAGGGCGGCAAGUGCCGCCGGUUUGGGGCACCCGUCAGGGUUCGGAGGGAUACCCUGCCGCGGUGGUGACCCAGGCCUGGAACCCCGUUCUUUAUCGUCUUGGGCAGGAUGAUCGGGAGAGUUUGAAGGGUUUCUUUCGAGAUGGGUUGGGAUUGUGGGUUGAUAUCUGUCUGCGGGCAUCAGGCGGGUUGUUGCCUGUGAGAUGUAUUGCUAUACCUGUUCCUGUAAGGGUGUAUCCGAAAAAAGGAAUCAGGGUCAGCCUCCCUCCUCCUGGGGCGUAUGAGGAUGUUGCGAAGAGAUUAGGGGGCAGGUCUGUUUGUGUGGAAAAGGCAAAAGAUGACAAGGUGGAACCUGUGAAGGUGCUCUUGUCUGCGAGAGAAAAGCCGAUCCAGGACAAAAAGGCGGGACCUGUUAACGUGCUCUUGUCUGUGAGAGAAAAGCCUUUGGUUGUGGAACUCUGCAGUAAGGUUGAGGAGCUGGACGUAUUUGUGUUUAAGGGGGUCUGA